Molecule: messenger RNA, 678 nt
Organism: Dicentrarchus labrax (European seabass)
Lineage: Eukaryota; Metazoa; Chordata; Actinopteri; Moronidae
Gene: tmem242
Product: transmembrane protein 242
Exons: 4
Coding region: 20-448 (142 amino acids)
Source: RefSeq, a predicted model, not a curated record
CCAGACGGACCGGAGCAACAUGACAGCAGCCCGUGAUGAAGACUCAGCUGUGGCAGCAGAAAGUGAUGAAGAGGCGAAACUACACUUCUUAAAAGGUGCAGCGUUCCUGACCACGGUGGCGUCCGCCGGGAUGAUCGCAGGAUUCGGCUCCACGUUGGCGCUCGCCAAGAAAAAAAGCCCCAACUGGUUUAAUAAGGGGGUCGUGGGGACGGCGGCGGCCCCGGAGAGCGGAGCCUCUCUGGCCCUCAGAGCUCUGGGUUGGGGCUCUCUGUUCGCCUGCUGUGGAGUCGGACUGAUCAGUUUCACUGUGUGGAAACUUCUGGAUGUUCACAGCCUGUCGGAGUUCAGACAGAAGAUGCAGUCCUUGUUCCCGUCCAUCCCAAAGUCCACCGCGUCUGCAGCCGGGUCAGAACCUCCAGACUGGGACGCCGUCUUCAAGUCAAAGUAACCUGAUGCUGCUGGAAACGGACGGAAACUGCUGACAUGAAGCUCCAGAGACUCUCAGAGAAUCAGUGGAGACCAGUUGGUUCCAGUUGGUUCCAGUCGGUUCCGGUUCUGGUUCCAGUUGGUUCCGGUUCUGGUUCCAGUUCUGGUUCCAGUUCUGGUUCCACUCGUUGUGUAUAUUUGUAAAGAUGUGUGUUUGUGUUUGUGCCUUUUAAACAUGAACUUGCGAUUUGA